Messenger RNA from Pieris rapae (cabbage white), 1171 nucleotides. Its product is annotated as glycine-rich cell wall structural protein 1.8-like. The coding region runs from base 39 to 1025 and encodes 328 amino acids. The record is from RefSeq and is a predicted model, not a curated record. Lineage: Eukaryota; Metazoa; Arthropoda; Insecta; Lepidoptera; Pieridae. The transcript is spliced from 2 exons.
CAUUACGAUUGAGGAACGCGGACACUAAGCAUUACAACAUGAAGACUUUUAUUUGUUUGGUGGCUUUAGCAGUCACAUGUCACGCUGGUUAUGAUAGCCUCGACAAUGGAGGACACAACCAGGAUGGCGGUUACCAGUAUACAGCUCCAGGAGGAAACGACUUCUCCAGCCAGGGGCAUGAUAUCGCACAAGGCCAAAGUUUCGGUCAUGAUAUUUCUGGACAAGGAAAUGACUUCUCAGGUGGACAGGGACAUGACAUCUCUGGUGGACAGGGACACGACUUUUCAGGUGGGCAAGGACAUGACUUCUCAGGAGGGCAGAGUCACGGCUUCUUGGGUGGACAGGGACACGAUUUUUCUGGAGGACAAGGUAAUGACUAUACUGUUGCGCUAACGGGACAUGGUCAACAUUUGGGCCAAAAUCAAUUUGGUUUAGGCCAAGGACAUGGACCUUUACUGAAUAAUUUUGGAGGUGAUAGCUACCUUCAAGCCGCUCACGAUCUUGGAGGCCAUCAAAGCUUCAGCGGUUCUGAUGGAGGCCAUCAAGGCUUCAGCGGUUCUGAUGGAGGCCAGCAAGGGUAUGGGCACAGCCAGGGAUUCCUCCUAGAAGAUGGAGGCCACGAUUUCGGACAUGGAGGCUACGAUUUGGGUAACGUUGAAGCUAUACCAGUUGGUGAGCAUACCGAUGAGGAGCACCCAGUUGAAGUGCCAUUGUACAAGCAUGUGACUGUACCAAUCCACAAGCCAUUACAUAUCAACGUGCCCAAACCUAUCUUAGUUGGAGUACCACAGCCAUACCCAGUUAAAGUGCCAGUACACAAGCCUGUUGCGGUACCCGUUGAGACUGAAAUUUCGAUUCCCAUUGAAAAGCCGGUACCUUACCCAGUUGUGAAGCACGUCCCAUAUCCUGUGGAAAAACAUGUGCCAAUCAGAAUAGAGAAAACCGUCACAGUUCACGUACCACAACCCUACCCAGUGAAGAUUCCCGUAUAUAAAACGAUUCACCACCACAAAGGGCAUCAUUAAAUGAUUUUUUGAUCGAUAUUGAGCCUUGUAAAUAUUAAAUUUAAGUCAUUUUCAACUGUCUUCAUGUUGUAGUUGAUUUAUUUAUUUUGUUGUUGAUUGUAUGUUGUUAUUGUUGUAUUAUUGUGUAUAAAUGUUGUUGCUUAUUA